CCUUCUUUGUAUUCCUCUUCUCUAAUUUCUAUUUCAUUUAUUGUGUCCUCCACCAUAUCCAACCUGCUUUUAAAACCCUCCAUUGUGUUCCUUAAAGAUUGGAUCUCUGUCCAAAGUUCGUUUGUGAGUUCUUGAAUAUUUAUCUGUACCUCCAGGGGCAUGUUUAUGAUUUUUAUUUUGAAAUCUCUUACAGGAAGAUUGAGUUCAGCCUCACCUGCCCUUUUUCUGGUGUUUGGGAUUUUUGUUUGAAUCACAUUCCUUUGAUGUUUUAUAUUUGUAUGUGGCAUCUUUUAGUGCCCAGAAGCUCCACUCUCUGGAGCUGCUCAGCCCCUAGAGUGAUGUCAGAGGUUGCAGGGGAUUGGUGUUGGUGCCUGGUGGGAAGAAAGAGCUGUUUCCUGCUUCCCAGCUGCUAUGUCUGUCUCCAUUGCCAGAACCAGUGAGCUGAACACACAGGUGUAAAAGCCUCCAUGCUUUGCAUUUCUAGCUGCUGUAGGAAGGGCUUCCCUCUGGCUGGCCUGAUGCCAGGGCUGCAGUUGCUGGUUUGUGGGCCAGGUGGGGACUUGCAGGGAAGAAGGCACAGCAGGCUGUGUAUCGCAGUGGGGGACCUUGGAGCUUCAUGGCCAGCCAGGAGGAUGGAGCGCUUGAAGAUCCUGAAAGUUCCCAACCUGCUGGGCAGAGUGCACCUAGACAAUUUUGUCUACCUGUCCUUUCUCCUGAGCAUUAAGCUAUGUUCAAUCCUUGCUCCUUUUGCAGCCUUCUCACUGGAAGGAAGUCUCCCAGCCUAUCCACCAAGAGAAGCUGGAUAUGGAUCCCUGUUUUUCAUAAGCAGCUGGACUCUCAGUCUCUCCAGGGAACCCAUAUCAGAAAAUGCUGGUCUCAACCCUUGCUACUCAAAGUGUGGUCCAGAAACUAGUGUCACUAGUGUCCCUGGUGCCACUUGGAAGCUUGUUGGACUCUCAGGCCCCUCCCCAGAACUAUGGAGGCAGAAUCUGCAAUGUCACAGAAUCUGCAAUGAUUUCUAUGCAAUAUUCCAAACUGAUUUGAAGAAAUGGAUUCAAGGAGAGCAGUUCUGAUCCUCCUACGAGCGCUGGCUGUGGUGGAGCGACACCUUCUGGCACAUAUGGAGUACUGCAUGCUCGCUGGCCCCGCUUUAAGGAAGUCUUCUCUGGGGUUAGCCUUAAAACAGAGAGCGCUCCAUCAACUCAACUGACCAAGUUCAGCCUCGUAAAUGGGAUCAAAUGUCGUGUCACAGCAUGUAGAGAGAAUGAGCAAAGAGUUCAUUUCCGCAGCUCUCUUCCUUCCAUAAGGGAGAACUGGAGAAGUUAUGUUUACCCACUGGCACCCAGUUUUCAAUUUAUAUUUGAAAAAUAACUAGCCGUGUCCUCUUAUCUCACCUGGCAAUCUAGAGCAAACUCCCUCAAUCGUAAAAAUUUUGUUUUGCUGUCCUGUGAUUCAUGUGCAAAUGCUCAUCACUCUCCAAUUUCUGGAUUCCUUUGGAAGUAUGUAGCAUCUUGAAAUUUAGUGCGCUUCUCACCAUACCCUCUUCUCACCAUACCAUGUGCACACGAUACACAUUCAUAAAUAUAUACACACACAAAACAAUACCAGGGCUGUUGCUUUCAACAAAGUAUCGUUUCAAAAACUGUAAGUUGGCCAUGUAUUGAUGACUGCAGAAGCUGGGUAAUGGAUACAUGGGUCUUUAUUAUGUUAUUUUACUUUUGAAUAUAUUUGGA
This is a messenger RNA of Manis javanica (Malayan pangolin), 1733 nucleotides long. The record is from RefSeq and is a predicted model, not a curated record. Lineage: Eukaryota; Metazoa; Chordata; Mammalia; Pholidota; Manidae.